Messenger RNA from Benincasa hispida (wax gourd), 1798 nucleotides. RefSeq names its product COBRA-like protein 2. The record is from RefSeq and is a predicted model, not a curated record. Gene Ontology annotation, biological process: cellulose microfibril organization; plant-type cell wall cellulose biosynthetic process. Gene Ontology annotation, cellular component: plasma membrane. NCBI's taxonomy places the organism in Eukaryota, Viridiplantae, Streptophyta, Magnoliopsida, Cucurbitales, Cucurbitaceae.
UUUCAUUGAAAUGGCUGUAUGUUUUCAUCAGCCAAGCAUACAAGCGAAGGAUAAUCAUCAUGCGUAGAAGUUUAUAACAAAGCAACAUCGGAGUCUGAGACAUAAUGGCUUUAUCUCGCUUCCAAUCAGAAGAAGCCAUUCAUUUCAUGAAUCCCAUCGAGCACACAGCGAUGAUAAACAAAACCCACCAUUUGUUUUCCCCCCAUCAAUUCAUCUUCCUUCAUAUCCCCCAUCAAAAUUCAAACCCCAUUUUCCAUUUCUCCUAAAUUUUUUAUGACUUUUUGUAUAUUCAAAAUACCCAAUCCCAACCGGCAUCUGCAGCUGAAACACGACAAGCAUUACCUUUCAAACAUCUUCUGUCGCCUCCUGCAAUGGAGUUCCGACCACGACACUUGGCCUCUCCCAAGAUUGUUAUGAUCCCUUGGAUCCUAAUGGAAACAUUACCAUUACUUAUGAUAUUCAAACUUGGACCACUCGUGGAUAUGUGGGUAGGGUCACUGUCCAAAACUACUAUCAGUUCCGGCAUGUGGAGGAGCCUGGUUGGAAGCUAGGGUGGACAUGGACGAGGGGUGAAGUCAUCUGGUCAAUGAGUGGAGCUUUUGCAACCGAGCAGGGGAAUUGCUCGCUGUUCAAGUUUGACACUCCACAUUCCUGUGAGGAGAGCCCUGUCAUUCUUGAUUUCAUGUCAGAGGCAUCAAUGGAAAACAAGUCAGAGGGUUGCUGCCGCAGUGGGGUUCUUUCUGCUUGGGCUGUGGACCCCUCCAAGUCUUUCUCUUCAUUUGAAAUCUCAGUGGGGAGCAUAGACGAAGAUGGCAAUGAGCAACCACCCACCAAUAUUACUCUUAUGGCUCCUGGUCCUGGUUACACUUGCAGCCCAUUUUUGGUCGCUCAUCCAACCGUUUCUUCUCUGAUUGAUGGCAAAAGACAAGUUCAGGUUUUCAGAACAUGGAAAUCAACAUGUACUUACUCCAUAUUUGUGGAUAAUAAGACACCACUCUGUUGUGUCUCACUGUCAGCAUUUUACAAUCCCUCCAUCACACCUUGCCCUACAUGUAGUUGUGGAUGCAGAAAAGCAAACAAAAGCUCUGUUCAGUGUUCAAGAGACGAAUACCAGUUGUCGACCACGGAUUCUGCUACUAAUCUUUCCUUGGUACGGUGCUCGGAUCACAUGUGCCCGGUUCGAGUGCAUUGGCAUGUUAAGACAAACUAUAUCAACCAUUGGAGGGUGAAACUCACAGUUUCCAACUACAACUAUGGCAGAAACUACUCAAACUGGAACAUCCUAGUGCAGCAUCCAGCUUUUAGCCAAUCAACAGAAGCAUUUAGUUUCAAUAGCUCACAACUUCCAUCCUUCAGAUUUGGAGAUGAGUUGGCUCUCUUUUGGGGCAUUGAGUUUUACAACACAGAGCUUGUGCAAUCCACUGAGAGUAAUGUAGGGUAUGUGACAACAGAGAUUCUUCUUGAGAAAGAUUUAGAAUCAUUCACAUUAAGCAAUGGUUGGGCUCUUCCAAGAAGAGUUUAUUUCAAUGGAGAUGACUGUCAGAUGCCUUUACCAGACACUUUCCCAAUGCUACCAAAUGGAAGUUAUAAGCAAAGACUCUCACUUUUCCUCCCCAUUCUUCCCCUCUUUUUUAACCUUUUGUUUUGGUGAAAGUAUAGUUGGGGUUGUUUGGCAGCUUGGUUUUGCAUUGUAAUGGUUAAAAGGUACCGUUUGGUAAUCAUUUGAUUUUUUUAUUUGGGCUUCUUGUAGAUUUGACUAAUGAUAAAAAACAAGUUCAAUCCACUAAAUAUUAAAAAA